CUCAAAUCAGACCUCAGAGGCAUGACUAAUUCGUGUCAACACUUUGUGGCGGGUAGCACAUUCCACGCCUGAGGACUGAGUCAGUCCUCAACUCAGGAGAACAUCUUCGGCGCUGAAUCUCUGUCUGCUACCACACUCGGCGGCGUGGAUUCUGCUACCGACCAACGACUGCCGAGUGGAGGGAGCGUCGGGAAAGCUAUGGAAAAUGGAAUCUCGGGAUAAAAAUUGUCCCUCUCGAUGAAUUUUAAUGAAAGCGUAGAGCUUUUCAAGCAGGUGGCUAUCAUGAAAGUGGAACUCCAAACAGGGAAAAAGCAGCAAAUGGAAAGUCAUUAUGUCAAUGCUCCGGUAACAUAUGUAGUGGAAGAGAAUUUUGAAGGGCGCUUCCACGAUCAUAAUGAUCUAGCACUUGCCCAAACUCUUCCAGAUCAGUUUAAUGUAGUUAAAACUUCAAGCAGCACUACCAUGGGAGAUCGUGAUGGUAGACUUCUGAGACAUGAAAGUUCUUCCCAAACUGUAAAUGUCGACUCUCAGUUGCUCAUGGAUGAAGCGUAUGCCAGAGAACUGCAAGAAUUGGAGAAUCAACUUUCUUAUACUUCGCUCAACAGAACUUCUGGAACACGAACUGCUUACUCUGACUCUUCUCUUUUGGGAAAAAACAAAGAAGUUGCUCGUGCAGAGUCUUGUACAUCAGGCAGUAAAGCCACAAAUCAGGUUGACGAGCAAGAUGAUGUUGAACCAGAUAAUAUGACUUAUGAGGAAUUGCAGUCAUUGGGUGAAGUUAUUGGUGCGGAAAGCAGAGGAUUGUCUGAUGAGCUUAUAUCCUACUUGCCAACUUCUACAUACAAAACUAGUUUAUUUUCUAAGAGAGAGAAAAAUGAAGAAUGUGUGAUUUGUUAUAUGGCUUACAAGAACAGAGAUAAGCUGAUCACAUUGCCCUGCCAGCAUCAAUACCACCAAGGAUGUGUCAGUCACUGGUUAAAGAUCAACAAGGCAUGUCCAGUAUGCAAUGUGGAAGUAUUUGGAUCAUAGUGCGACUUUGUUUUCAUAGGCUGAUAGCGUUUGGCGCUGAAGUACCCUUUUUAAGCAAAAUUUGUAACUAAAGUUAUGUAAGUUAUAAGCCAUAUUUCUCCCUCGGGCGUUUCUGUGUGCAUGCACCUUUAUUGGACAGACUUGUUAUGUUUCUAGAUUCAACAAACAGGUAUGAAUUUAUUGGAUUAUGUUAAUCGCUUUUAUAGUA
Phalaenopsis equestris is the source of this 1237-nucleotide messenger RNA. Its product is annotated as E3 ubiquitin ligase BIG BROTHER-like. Gene Ontology annotation, molecular function: ubiquitin conjugating enzyme binding; ubiquitin-protein transferase activity. The record is from RefSeq and is a predicted model, not a curated record. The coding region runs from base 238 to 1029 and encodes 263 amino acids. Gene Ontology annotation, biological process: negative regulation of organ growth; protein ubiquitination. Lineage: Eukaryota; Viridiplantae; Streptophyta; Magnoliopsida; Asparagales; Orchidaceae. The transcript is spliced from 9 exons.